Molecule: messenger RNA, 198 nt
Organism: Prorocentrum cordatum
Lineage: Eukaryota; Dinophyceae; Prorocentrales; Prorocentraceae
Source: the annotation of a GenBank genome assembly
GAAUUCAUAUCCGCGCUGAUCGAGCGGCGAGUGAAGUUCGACCGUCAGCAGCUCUGGGAGUGCUUCAAGAAGUUCGACGUCCAGAGCACUGGCAAGAUAACCUACCAGGACGUGAAGCGGGCGAUGUCCGGCUCCAUCUCCGAGUCGGAGUGGCAGGAGAUCGCGGCCUUGCCCGGCAGGCCCGUCCAGCAGGCCGAG